AUGGCAGCGGCACGGUUUCUUCUCCGUCUUUUCAUUUUAUCUUCGCUCUUCGCUGUAUGUACCCUUGCAGCUGAGGAUGGCGAUGGCCUUAUCUUCGGGGACUCUCGUCGAAGACCAGAAAUUCGAUCCCGCGGCCGGAGCAGCUUCGGUCGGAUGGCUCGACGGCCCAAUCGACUCCAUAUGUUCCAGGGGGAUCACGAUGGCAGAGCAGCAACUACAUCAACAACCAUAGCUAUCACCCCAGAAAACCCGGUAGACAACUCGGCACCGUUUUCACCGCCAAAACAAGCACGUGGCGUCAUCCCCGUGCCCCGCAUACCCAAACCCGCUACUCCACCACCGCCGCCUCGGUUUCCUGGGCCUCACGGAAGACCGCGUCCCAUCAUUCCUGAGUUUCCUUCGUCUCCCGAUCCUCCUAGGUCUCCCAAGUCUCCAAAGUCUCCCAAAUCUUCGGACCGUCCCGAAUCUCCGGAGACUGGAGGGGACGGUCCUUCUUCUACCUCUGAUCAGGAGAACCCGUUGCCGAGACCUACAAGCAACAACUUUGGCGGGUCCGGAUCGAAUUUUAGAUCAGACAGACAGGUUACUAGCGUGGGAAACACGUUGAAUCUCCAACACGCAGUUUUGAUGCUCGCUCUGAUGGCGACCGGGGCGAUGGCUGCUGCGUAA
This is a messenger RNA of Coccidioides immitis RS, 669 nucleotides long. RefSeq lists its product as uncharacterized. The coding region runs from base 1 to 669 and encodes 222 amino acids. Lineage: Eukaryota; Fungi; Ascomycota; Eurotiomycetes; Onygenales; Onygenaceae. The transcript has 2 exons. The record is from RefSeq and is a predicted model, not a curated record.